AUGACUCUUCUAUUUGGUAUAUUUCUUGCCCGGCUUGCGGUGGCUGCCGCCCAGAGCAGCUGCGUCUCGGCUUGGGGUCAAUGUGGCGGUAUUUCUUAUACCGGGUCUACCUGCUGUCAGAGUGGGAAUACCUGCGCCGAGAUUAACUCGUACUACUACCAGUGCAUACCAGCAACAGCUGUGAGUACUUCAACUACCACAGUGACAUCUCCCUCUAGCUCUGGUUCGUCUUCUGCCAACACGUCAGGUUAUACAACGACGACUGUCUUGCCCAGUCCCACGGCAACACAGAACCCUUAUCCUCCGGCCAAUGCCAGCUCAUGUGGAUCGUGGGCUCUCGUUGAUAACGUUUGCUGCCCAUACUACUGUCUCUCGGAUAAUGAAUCCGAGUCCUGCACGAGCAGCUGUACCGGCGGCUGCGGCAGUCCUGAUUCCUCCAUGUGCAAGUCCGGGACGAUGUGGGGAGAGCAACACACCGUAACUUCCAACGAGGACUGGCAUUACAGCCGCUCAACACACUUUGGUCUGACCAGCGGUGGCGCCUGCGGGUUCGGUCUGUACGGCCUCUGCACCAAGAACAGUGUCACCGCGAGCUGGACAGACCCAAUGCUGGGCUCUACCUGCGACGCCUUCUGCACCGCGUAUCCGCUCCUCUGCAAAGACCCCGCUAACGUCACUCUCCGCGGGAACUUUGCUGCCCCGAACGGAGACUACUACACUCAGUUCUGGCCUUCCCUGGCUGCAUCCGGCAAUCCCGACAACUACCUCUCUUGCGGGGAGUGUUUCGAGGUCAUCCGCACCAAGCCCGACGGGACAGACUACGCCGUCGGCGAGAGCGGAUAUACCGACCCCAUAGUCCUCGAGGUAGUAGACAGCUGUCCCUGCAAUGCCAAUUCAAAAUGGUGCUGUAAGCGGCCCCCCCCCCCCCCCUUUUUUUCCCCGCCUUCCAACGGACAAAAUCUCACAAGACCAGGCGGCAGCGGCGCAGACCACUGCGGCGAAAUCGACUUCAAGUACGGCUGUCCUCUGCCGGAAGGAUCCCAUCACAUGGACCUCUCCGAUAUUGCCAUGGGCCGACUCCAGGGAAACGGCAGUCUCGCCGACGGUGUGAUUCCCAUCCGCUACCGGCGUGUCCCCUGUCCCAAGCCGGGGAACAUCUACAUCUGGCUUCAUGAUGGGGCGGGACCGUAUUAUUUUGCGCUGAGCGCGGUCAAUACCAACGGCCCCGGCUCCGUAAUCAGUAUCGAAGUCCAGGCUGGUGGCUCCGGGCCAUGGGUUGCCCUCGAGCACGAUCCGAACUACACCAGUAGCCGGCCGCAGGAGCGGUAUGGCUCUUGGGUCCUCCCGCAGGGCAAGGGACCCAUUACUGUGCCUGUUUCGAUGAGGCUGACGGCGCCCAAUGGGCAGCAGGUGGUUAAGGAGGGCGCCAUUACCAGCUAUACCCCGCCGGCGACUGCGGUCGAGGGCUUUUGGUAUAUUGAUCUGGGAGUGCAGUUCACCUAG
This is a messenger RNA of Aspergillus fumigatus Af293, 1503 nucleotides long. RefSeq names its product putative swollenin (gene swo1). Bases 1 to 1503 code for a protein of 500 amino acids. Gene Ontology annotation, molecular function: cellulose binding. The record is from RefSeq and is a predicted model, not a curated record. The transcript is spliced from 6 exons. Gene Ontology annotation, biological process: carbohydrate metabolic process. Lineage: Eukaryota; Fungi; Ascomycota; Eurotiomycetes; Eurotiales; Aspergillaceae. Gene Ontology annotation, cellular component: extracellular region.